AUGGAGAUUUUAUCAAAGAAACAACAACAACGACCAAAGACGAUGAAUAAAGGUAAAGAUGAUAGCUUUAAUCAAAGGUUUUGGUGUCAGUAUUGUAAAAUAUUCGUAUACAAUAAUCAUGUGAGUAUUAAAAAUCAUGAAGAUGGAUGGACACACAAGAACGCUGUCAGUAGAUUCAUAGGCAAUCAAAAGAAAGAGAGAAUACAAGAACAAAGAUCGGAUCGUGAGAAACAAAGAGAAUUGGAUUCUAUCAUUCGAUCUGGUGAAAGAUCAUUUGUCUCAAAGGAUGGUGGUCAAUUCUCUCAUCAACCAAGAUAUAACAAUAACAAUAACAAUCAAGAUUAUAAAAAGAGAAAAGAGGGUCCUUCUUUUUCAUCUUCAUCUUCAACAUCAUCAUAUCAACCACAAACAAAAUAUGUUGAUACUAAACAAUAUAAUCAAGAAGAGUCAAAUCAAAACAAUGAUGGUGAUGAUGAAAACAAUCAACAAGGUGAUGGAGAACAGAAUGAAAACGACGAGGAAGAAGAAAAGAUUGAAUCUACAAAUGUUGGAGAAUGGGAAUCUGUUAGUGCAUCUGAUAGUAUGUUUGGAUCGAGUACAACUUAUUCAAAUAAUUAUGAUCACCAACAAGAAGAAGAUGGAUAUGGACCAGAAGAUGAAGAACAAGAUCAAUCAACUUCUGCUGGUGCUGGUAGAUCGAAUAAAAAAGUAUCAUUAUUUGGAUACCAAGAAGACGAAGACGAUGAGAGUAGUGGUGAAGAAUUGAUCGAUAUGAACAAAAGAGCAACUCUUAAUUAUCAACCUCCUCCUCCUUCUUUUUCACAGACGGAUACAAAAGGACCAAAGGUUUCAUUUGCUUUUGGAAAAAAGAAAUUAAAACCAGUAGAAGAAAAAGAAGAACAAGACACAUCAAACAAGACGAAACAAGACGAUAAACAAGAGGAUACAGAAAAAGAAAAAGAACAAGAGAGUAAACAAGAAAAUAAGGUAUCAUCAUUUGGAUUUAAACCAAAAUUAAAAGUAAUAAGGAAAGCAAGAGUUGAAGAGAAUGAAAAUUAA
Cavenderia fasciculata is the source of this 1059-nucleotide messenger RNA. RefSeq lists its product as uncharacterized. Gene Ontology annotation, cellular component: precatalytic spliceosome; nucleus. The transcript is spliced from 3 exons. Gene Ontology annotation, biological process: mRNA splicing, via spliceosome. The record is from RefSeq and is a predicted model, not a curated record. Lineage: Eukaryota; Evosea; Eumycetozoa; Acytosteliales; Cavenderiaceae. Bases 1 to 1059 code for a protein of 352 amino acids. Gene Ontology annotation, molecular function: RNA binding; zinc ion binding.